AUGGCCACAACUGUCUCUCUCUCCAUCUGCUUAGAUAACCAUCCCCACCGCCGCCUCCACCGCCGCCGCCUCUACAGGACAACCAUUCACUCCUAUUCCCACCAAUCACCAUUCUUCACCCCUAAUCACCGGCAACCUCAACACACUUGUGUCAACUUCCCUAAACACCCCCAUCGCAAUUUCACCCUCACACUUUCAUCCUCUUCUUCUACCUCAUCUUCCUCAUCAACACUCCAAAACCCCCUUCCAACUGGACGUUUUCUCACCAACGAAGAGCUCGAAAAGCUCGAAAAUCUCGAUAAAUUCACCUACCACCAUGAAUUGCAAUCCGGGCUGCUUUUAGUGCGUGUGAUGCGUGAAGAAGAAAUGGACAUGGCAGUGACUCUACUGGCGGAAUCCUUUGCGGAAUCGAUGAUGAUAGCAAAGGGGUAUGUGAAAUUGCUGGAGUUUCUGGUGAGGAAUUACUUGAUUGAGAGGAGGGCAAUGAUGCCUCACAGUGCAACACUUCUGGGAAUUUACAGAGAAAAUGAAGAAGAAGAUUUCGAAUUGGCAGGGACUGUAGAGGUGUGUUUUGAUAAAAGGGGUGCUAAUACCAAUCCCCCAACACCAACCCCUCCCAAAAAUUCGCCAUAUAUAUGUAAUAUGGCUGUAAGGAGGCCACUUCGGAGGAGGGGCAUUGGCUGGCAUCUGUUGAAAGCAGGCGAAGAACUUACUUCACAAAUGAGUUCCUCAAGAGAGGUUUACUUGCAUUGUAGAGUAAUCGACGAAGCUCCGUUCAACAUGUAUACAAAAGCAGGGUAUAGUGUUGUUAAGACAGACAGCCUAUUGACCUUGUUGACAUUCCAGAGACGUAGGCACUUGAUGCGUAAAGACCUUCCUAUCCUCUAUCAUGCUUCUGAAAUGGAUAAUCCUGACGAGACACCUCCUUCAUUGCUUAAUGGACUGCGCGGAGGAGUUGAUGAACUAUGCGAUGAAUUGGAGAGCAUAAAAAUCAUUCCUCCAGGAUGCAGAAUUAAUCAGGGGAUCAGAACUUGGGCGAAGCAGGUCUAUCAGCUGCAACCAUUACCAGCUGAUGAGGCGUGGGCUUUAUUUUGUAAGAAAGCAUUCCGAGGAAUGAAGCCCCUAAGGAGUGAAAAAAGAAGAUCAUUUGCUCAAAAAAGUGAAGAUGGUCCGACUGCAGAAAGCAGAAAGUCUGGUUGA
This is a messenger RNA of Fraxinus pennsylvanica, 1200 nucleotides long. NCBI's taxonomy places the organism in Eukaryota, Viridiplantae, Streptophyta, Magnoliopsida, Lamiales, Oleaceae. The record is from the annotation of a GenBank genome assembly.